CGCCGGGCUGGCUGCCGGUAUAAAAGCGGAGCAGCAGCAGCUGACCUCCAAACACAAUGUCCACCACCGACAUGAGCAUGGGCAAGAUCAUCUUCUACGAGGAGAGGAACUUCCAGGGCCGCUCCUACGAGUGCAUGAGCGACUGCUCCGACAUGUCCUCCAGCCUGAGCCGCUGCCAGUCCUGCCGGGUGGAGAGCGGCUGCUUCAUGGUCUACGAGCGCCCCAACUUCAUGGGCAACCAGUUGUUCAUGAAGAGGGGCGAGUACUCCGACUCCAUGAGCAUGAUGGGCAUCAGCAGCGGCAUCAAGUCCUGCCGCGUGAUCCCCAUGCACAGAGGCCAGUUCCGGAUGAAGAUCUUCGAGCGGGAGAACAUGAGCGGCCAGUCCAACGAGCUGCAGGAGGACUGCGACAACAUCCAGGAGCGCUUCCGCAUGAGCGACUGCAUGUCCUGCCAGGUGAUGGAGGGCCACUGGCUGCUCUUCCAGCAGCCCCACUUCCGGGGCAAGAUGAUGUACGUGAGGCCCGGCGAGCACCGCAGCUUCAAGGACAUGGGCAUGAGCGGCAUCAGCUUCAUGAGCAUGAGGCGCAUCAUAGACACAUGCUAGAUGUUCCCACAAUAAACAUCCAUUAUACUCA
Messenger RNA from Entelurus aequoreus (snake pipefish), 636 nucleotides. RefSeq names its product gamma-crystallin M3-like. The transcript has 3 exons. The record is from RefSeq and is a predicted model, not a curated record. NCBI's taxonomy places the organism in Eukaryota, Metazoa, Chordata, Actinopteri, Syngnathiformes, Syngnathidae. Gene Ontology annotation, molecular function: structural constituent of eye lens. Gene Ontology annotation, biological process: lens development in camera-type eye; visual perception. Bases 57 to 605 code for a protein of 182 amino acids.